Phymastichus coffea is the source of this 6831-nucleotide messenger RNA. RefSeq lists its product as uncharacterized. Gene Ontology annotation, biological process: regulation of transcription by RNA polymerase II. Gene Ontology annotation, molecular function: chromatin insulator sequence binding; DNA-binding transcription factor activity, RNA polymerase II-specific; RNA polymerase II cis-regulatory region sequence-specific DNA binding. The transcript is spliced from 4 exons. Lineage: Eukaryota; Metazoa; Arthropoda; Insecta; Hymenoptera; Eulophidae. The coding region runs from base 298 to 6690 and encodes 2130 amino acids. The record is from RefSeq and is a predicted model, not a curated record. Gene Ontology annotation, cellular component: chromosome.
UCAAUGCAUAUACAUAUAAAUAAAGUCAUUUAUAUCUUUGAUAUGUUUAUAUCUAAAAAUAUGUUGGUAUAAUAUUUACUCUAACUGAAAAGGGAAGACAGUUUUUUAAGUAUUUGUAUUUUAUAAAACACUUCGAAGUCAUUUCAGCAAUAUAAAUAUUUUAUUAUUUAGUAACUAUAUGAUAUAGUAAAUAAUAUUUCAUUUAAGAACAGGAAAAGAUUCUUUUGUAAUAAACUCAAAACUUUAAAGAAAAUGUGGUAAAUUGGUGUAAAAAUUAAUCAAAUAGUAUAGUUAAAAAUGUUUUCACCAAUAAGAUUAAUCAAUAACACUAAUUUAUCAAAACAUCAUUUGGAAUAUGGUACUAUAUUGCAAGAAGCACUAUUUAUUCACUUUGAUAAACCAUAUAAGGCUCCAGACAUGCCAUUAUUGUUGAAGCAAGAAAAUGAUACAAUUGAUAAGUAUUUUUGUCAACAAUGUGGUGACUCUUUUUACCAUGCCGCAAGUUUAGAAGAACAUUUAUCAAGAGGAAGUUGGAUUUUAGGAUAUUGGUGUACAAAUUGUUUUAAGGAAUGCGAGCAUUUACCUGGACAACAGCAAUAUUGCUAUAAGUGCAUAAAAUUACAGCAUCAAAAAUAUAAAGCAUUACAAAAUAGAGGAUUAAAUAGAGAUAUUGAUCCUGGAAUUGUCAAAAUAUUUUUUAAUCCUUGUCAGUUAUUACAACACAUGAAAAUACACAGAAUGGAAGAAAUAUAUAUUCACCAACUUAUGUUAUUACCAUUCCCAACAGGCAUUAGCAUAGAAUAUUUUCCACAUUUGAAAAUGAUUAGUGAGGCUUUAAUAGAUUUUAUGUUUUUAAAAAAUAUCCACAUCGUUGAUUGGCUGUGGCAAAAUAAAAUUCAUAAAUGGUGGAGAAUGGCAAAAGGAGAUAAUCCGAUAGCAAAUAUAAUUAAGAAAUACCCUUUUGAAGUACAACAAAUUAAGCAACUUUUAAACAGCAAUAUCAAAGUAAUUUUGAAUAAUAGAUUAGAUUUAAAAAAAAAACAUAGUAAAAAGAACAUAAUAAAAAAAAAAUCUACGAUUUCGAAUUGCAUUUAUUAUAAAAUGUCUACCUCUACAUCAGACAUUAAUAUUGUUAAAUUUAUAGAAUCAUCAGAGUUAUCAAAUUUAAGAAUACGUCAGUUUCCUUUAAUAGAACAAAAUAACACUGCUCUAUCUCCUACCGAAAAAAAUUCGCAAAAUAUUAACUUAUUUCCCAAAGUUUCGAAAGAUAACGUUUUUGAUCGAAAAUCCUCAAACAUUUCUCAAUCCUCAUUAAUAGAAAAUUUUACAGAUAACCGAACUUUACAUUAUAAUCAAAUAUAUUCAAAUAAAAGAACUUCAACAUCAAUAUGCAAUAUACCGGCGAAAAUUUCUGCAAAUAUACCUUCAGUUAAAAGUUCUGAUUUAUCGGAUAAAGUAAGAAACAAUAGAAUAAUUUUUAUAGAAAGAAGUGAUCAGGUAAACAUUGACCCCUUUCAUUCACAUACUAAGCAUAAAAAAAACUCCCAAAAAUUAAGCAUUAUAAGAUCGGAUAAAGUACAAUUUUUAAAAAAAUCUAAGACCAUUCAGUUUCAUAACUUACAUCAAUCUGAUUCAUUGAUACCACACUCAAAAUACACAAAAAAUGAAAUUAUCACUGAUAUUAUUCGAUCAACCAAUGAAUCAGAUUCUAUAGCACUUCCACAAAAACAAGUUCUUAAAUUCUGUCCAAAUGUAGAUUUUCAAAAUCAUAAAAGUUGCAGUGUAGUCUCUGAAAACAAUGAUAUACAGGAAAUACCGAAAGAAAAUAUUCCCGAUAUUCCUAGUACUAAUAUUCCUAGUAGACCUUCAUCCAUUAUUAUCAAAAAACAGGAAAAAAUAAUGUCAAAAUCUGAAGAUAAUGUAGAUUUACGUGCGGAUGUUUCAACGAAACUGAUACUUGAAAAGCUUUUUAAAAAAAAGGAUUUGGAAUUUUUAACAAUAAAAAAUAGUGAAAAAGGCAAAAGCUUUUUAGCAAUUUCGAAACAAAUUUGUCCUGAGAAUAAUUCAGAAUACAGGAAAAGAAUGUUAUCCAGUUUGAGUAAAAUAAAUAAAAAUAAAAUUCAUUUUCAGAUAGACCAUAUUAAAAGUUUAAGCAAAAAAUAUUCAGAGAAAUUUUAUGUUCUGAAUGAUGAAAUAAUUGAAGGGCAUACAAAUUUAAUACGUAUUCUAGAGAAUAUAGUCGAAAAUAUAGAUUUACCAAAGCAAUCGACUGAAGAUGAUUUUGGUGGUUUAUUAUUCAAUACAACAAGCAGUAGUAUCUGUUCUACAUGUCAUCAAAUUAAGCGAUCAGCUAGCUAUUCAACAGGAUUUCUAGAACCGUUCGUUGAACUAAAUCACUGCUUAUGCUUUAAUUUUGUUUGUUUUAGAUGUAAUAUGUUUCAAGGAAAUAAGAAGCGUUUUGAUAAUCAUCUGAAAUAUCACCAAUUGGAAUAUCCUUUUAAAUGCCCCGAAUGUGAAAUAGAAUUUUUAUCUUCUACAAAUUUAGAAAUUCAUACGUGGACUAAAUGUUUCCAUCAAUUUGCAAAACGUUUUCUUUUUUGUACCAUAUGUGAAAUAGGUGGAUUCUGUAGCAUGGAAGCAAUAAUGAAUCAUUUCGUUGUAAUGCAUAGUAUGAAAAUAACUGCUUGUAGCUUAUGUUGUAUGGUUUUUGAAUAUGAGAAAUACUACAUAAGUCAUAUAAGAAAAAGCCACCCUGAAGUAAAAAAUUACACCAAGCCAUUAGAGCUUUUUCUUUGUCAGUUGGAUGAUAGAAUAAUACCCAUUGAAUAUUAUAACGAUCAUAUCAUGAAUCAUAAAUGCAUUGAAGAAAUUACAUUUUAUUAUUGUAAUUUAUGUUUCGAUAUGUCAAAAAAGUUUGAAACAUUAGAAUCGAUAAAAACACACAUUUAUGAAAAUCAUUUGGCUGAGUUAUCAAAUGUUAUUAGUAAAAAAUCUUUAAAUGAGAUAUUGUCAAUGGAAGAGAUUCAAGCCAUUUUUAAAAAACAAGUACAUAAUAAGUCUUUUACUAAACUAGGACCCUUAAAUGACUGUUAUACAGCAAUUUCGACAAAUGUACGCAAAGAAUAUGCUAUAGAUGACUCCAGUAAAGGAAAAAAUAGUCUAUUAACAAUUGAUAAAAAUCCACUCUCAAUACUUGCAAAAAAUAUUACUCCUUUCAUACCAAUUCUCGGUGAUAAAUUACACGGAAAAGAAUCUUUAGAUUCUUCUGAUUAUUUUUUACGAUAUAAUUCACCUACGAAAACUCAUAAUAGUGAAAAAUCUUAUUUCUCAACCUCUCAAAGUCAAUAUAGUAAACAAUUUGAUGACUGCAACAGUCAAAAUAAACCCUUCAAAGUUCAGGAACAUGUUAUAAAUUGUAUCCCGAAAUCAUCAAAUUAUUCCGAGAUAAAUAUCUUGGCAAAGCCUGGAAGUGAUGAUAUUUUAAAUAUAGCUUCAACUGAAAAUCAUCAAAAUUUAAUAAUAAAUGAUAACGAUUUUCUUACUCGAAUGAAUAAAAGAAGUAAGAAAAAUCCUAAUAUUCUACCUCAAUUUGUAAACAUGAAUAUGGAAGAUUUAAAAAAUAACGGUUCUUUAGAUUUUGAAAAAGAUAGACAGAAUCUGAGAGAUAAUAUUCAUCAAUUAAAUGAUCUGUGGAAUAAAACUAUCAUUGAACAUAGUUAUUCUGAUGAUAAGUUGAGUAUUCACACUAAAAAAAUGAAUCAGGUUGAUGUUCUGAACAAUACUUUGAACCAUGACAUAUCAAUAGAAAAUAAUACACUAGAACAAAUCAUCCAAGACGAAACUUCAGAAAGAAUCACUCUUGUUCAUGAAGAUGUGACGAACACUAUCAAUGAACAUUUGAGUGUAACAUGUUUAAAUCCAUGUUUAACGUCAGAUGUUAUGUCUAAAUCUAAUUUCAUUCACAAUGCUAAACAUAAUGAAGGUGAAGCUAUUAAAUCAAAUCAAACAGAUAAUUUACAUCAGGAUUACAAAAUCAAUAUAUUACUAAAUACAAAUUUUGAACUUACUUUUCUACCACGAACUAAAAAUCAAGAAAUUGAUAAAUCAAAUAACAGAAAUAUAAUAGAUAAUUAUGAAAAUAACUCUAAUGAAAUUGAAAAACAGAACUUUUACGAAAAUGAUUUGACAACUAUUACUAAAAGAAGUACUAUAUUGAAAGUAAGUAACGAUUACACUCAUGACAAAGAUAUAUCAUUAAAUAUAAACAGGAAUUUUGAAAGUGAUAUUGUAAAUAAUAUCACUAAUGAUAUUGACACUCAAGAAUCUAGUAAUUUAGAAAAAGGUCACGACGGUUUUAUUACAAAACAUAGUAUGAUUUUGCCAAAAGAAAAGGUAAGGAUAUUUACAAGAAAAAGUACUAACAUCUUUAGUCAAAAUAGAGAUCUUCAGAAUAAUAUUUCUAUAAAUUUGAACCGAAAAAGUUUAAAUGCCGAAUCGAAUUCAAAAGUUUUUAAUUCGCCAAACAAAAAAAUUCGUAUUAUUGGUAAUAAAAAUAUUUUAAAAUUACAGCAAUCACCAAUAACUAAUGUAAGACAACAAUCAGAAAAAGAUAUAUCUAAUUGCAUGAUACCUGAUUAUCUGUUAAAUACUAAAUGUUAUUUUAUCGAUACAAAAUCAUACGUAAUUAAUUUGUUGCCUGAUGAGCAAAAUACUUCAAACCGCAGUGAAAAUACUUCAAUGAGCUAUACAAUGAUCGACCUUAAAGCAAAAAGUUACUAUUCAAACACAUACAUAGAUAAUAUUUUUUAUGAUUCAAAGAAUAUUUAUGACUAUGCAAAAUUUGAAUUAAUGAAAUAUAGCAAGGGUACAAAAUCAAAGAAUAGACAAAAGGAAUUUUGGACCAAAAAUAAAAUUAGUGAUAGUCUAUCUUUAAAUGCUAAUCCAACUUAUUCAAUUACACUUAGUAGCUAUUCAAAUACACAAGUAAAUAAAAAUAUUGAUAAUUUAACAAGUAGAAGAUUAGAAAAUGCUGGAUAUUUAUGUAACAAAAUAAUUUUAGAACAAACAAAGCAUAGUAAAAAUUCUAUAAAAUCACCUAAAGCUAUAGAUUUUAAUGAGAAAUUGAAUGAAAAUAACUCAUCCGAAAAAAUGUAUAAUCUUUAUCUACCAAGCGAAAUGAAAGGUCAUGACAUAUUUCAAAGUGGAUUAGAAAUUCCAAAUCAAAGUAGAAAUUCAUUCGAAUUAAAGGAUGAAAUAUAUUUACCACCUAUUGAGUUAAAAAAUUUAUCAUUGGCAGAUAAUGAAAAAGUCAAUUUAUCAAAAACGUCAUUCUUACGGAGCCAUAAAUUAAAAUGGCCUAUCACUGAAAAACAAGUAAUGAAUUCUAAAAAAUUGCAACCACGAAUUUUUAAUCAACCAAAUAGCGCGAACAAAUCGCUUAUAAAAAUAAGAAAGGAUAAUGAUCCGGUGUUUCAUAAAUUAAAUGAAAAAAAUUAUAAAAAUAUAAAAAAACAAGAAACUACAGCGCAACAGGGCAAGCCUACAAACAAAAAACUUAUUAAGAAGAAACAAAAGAAUUUGAAAUUUAACGCAAACAUUAAAUCAAAAGCAACUUUAUUACAAGAUAAUAUCUUGAUUGGAAAAAAAUCGAUUAUAGAACGUUUAAAUACAAAUAAUAGCUUAAAAGUAAAAGAAAAUUUAAAAAAAUGUUGGUCUCAUUCAUCAAAUAAUGAUAAUAGACAAAGUAGUAACAAAAAAUCAAAUAAAGAACGAUUGCAUCCACAAUUAUCAUUGUCAAAUGUUUCGAAAACUCCGAGUAAAAAAAACAAAGCUAUACGUAUAAAGAUCGCUAAUAAAAAUAGAAUUGGCUUUUUUAAUAAUGAGUGUAGUACAGUAAAAUCGUGUGAAUUUAAAUGUCAUUUAUGUGGGGAUUUGAUAAACACGACUUGGGAAACUUUGAAUCAUCAUUACGGUACUAAACACUCUGAAAAUUAUGAAGUUUAUCAUGUAUAUAUAAAACUAUCUCGUAUUUUUAAACCUGAUAUGAGUGUCCAAACGCAUAUGCAGAAGAAUAAUAACAAGCGUAAAUCUAUUGAAGUAUUAAAUACAAGAUUGCAAAAAAGAAAACGUCGGAACAUUAGAUCUUUAUCGGAAAAAUCUGAUGAUACAGUUGAUCGUACUUCUGGAUUAUAUGUAAAACCAGAACCGAUUAUGGAUGACAAAGGUAAUUUUAAAUGUAAAAAAUGCGAUGAAAUAUGUACAAAUAUAACUAGUCUGAGACGGCAUAUUUAUAAUAAUCAUCGACUUUCGGAAAAAAAUCUGAUAUGUUUGGAAUGUGGUGAAAAUUUUGUUGUAUCUCCAAGUUUACAAAUGCACUUGAAAGCAUUUCAUGAAAUAGAUGAUCCAAUUAACUACAUGAAUAAAUAUCCAGAUUAUGCUCUAGAUAUAAUGAACUUUGGAAUGAGAAGUGAAGUAACAAUUAAUAAUCAAUGUCACGUUUGCAUGGCUGUUUUCAAAGACAGCUCAUGUGUUGAUAAGCACUUAAGGAUUCAUGGAAUGGCCUUCUUAAACAAGAGAAGAUUAGAAACACGAAAAGCAAAAAUGAUAAGCCAAAAAAAGGUCAAUACUUAUAAUGAACUAGAUAGAGCAUUGAAACUGAGUCAUAAUGAGCAGAGCAAUGAUUUUUCUUAAUACGAAAACUACUAAUUUGGUAUCAUAAUUUAUCCAAAUUGGCUAGGUUGCAGAUAAUUAUAGCAAUGUGUAAGUAUUCGUCUUUGUCGGAAUAAUGUAUGUAUUGUUUAGUACACGUUGUGAAAAAAAUUUUGUUUGCUU